Messenger RNA from Leptosia nina, 4161 nucleotides. NCBI's taxonomy places the organism in Eukaryota, Metazoa, Arthropoda, Insecta, Lepidoptera, Pieridae. The record is from the annotation of a GenBank genome assembly.
AUGCACAGACUUAUUUCAGCCCGUAACAUAUAUCAGACUAAUUUACAAGGUUUUAAUUCGUCCUCUCAUUAUGUUGCAAAAAUCUUGAAUACCACGGAAGUAAAAUGUUCUUACUGCAGGAAAUUUUUACAAACUUCGAAUAUAACGGAAAACUUCUUCUCUAUUAGACAUCAAUCUACGAAAACAGCUAGUGCACUUAGAGCUCACAAAAAGAAAUCAAAACACAAAGUAUAUAAGAAAUAUGGAGAACUGUUGGAAGUUAAUGAAGGUAGCAUGUCAGAAUCCAUGGUGUCGAUAAGUAAACUACACGCUUCCCAUCUAUCUCAAUUGGCAUCCAGUACAAUAUCUCUUGGAGAACUUCACCAGUUGACAAAACCAGUAAAGAAAAUUAACCAUAUUAAAAAUUUGGACAAAAUCAAAGUGGACACUGAACUCUUGGAGACUGUUAAAAAGAAAAUUCUAAAAAAGGAAUCUGUCAUAAAACUAGAAGAUGACACAUGUGCCCUAAUUUUUUCCAACCACAACAUAUCUAGAUUAGAAGAUACAUUUAAAACAAAAGAUUAUCUUGAUAAAGUUAAGGAGAGUUAUUAUGACUUCAGAAAGACUACAAUUUUUCAUCAGAGCCUAAAAGAUUUGCGCUAUGCUAUUAAUGAGGGGUUGAAUCAAGAACUGAACUUCAACAAGCCUCCAAAUCCUGAAUCUUCAGCAAUACCAAAGAGUCCUCAUGCAGUAUUCCGAGAAAUUUUUGUAGAUAAUACUUUUGAUAAUUAUGAUCCAGAGUUAAUGAGUCAAUUAUCUCAUUUACAAUUGCAAGGUGUUUCCCCUCUGACUUUAGAAGAUAUAUGUGACACUGAGCACGGUGAUAUUUCAGAGAGUAAAGUUGAUGUAGAAUUAGAAAGUAUUGUAAAUAAUGUGCAAACACUGAAUGUUAAGAAAAUACAAACAGCGAUGAAAGAAAAACGUAAGAAAAUACGCGAAAAACGUCGUGCUGCAAAGGAAGUUAAUAUGAAAGAAGACAUUAAGCAACUCGGAAAGAGAGGAAAAGAAGAAGGGCUGCAAAGAACAUUGGCUGCUCACUUAAAAUUACUUUGUUCUCUUAAUAUGGUUUCUGAGGGUCAUCAUGUUUUAAAAUACUAUAGGCGAAGAGGUUCUAAUAGGGCCGACAUGCCACAGGUUAAGGAUGUGCAAAUAUACAACACCCUGUUACAUGGCUACGCGUCAGAGGGUAAGAUGGAACAAGCUAAGGAGCUGCUUUCACAAAUGGGAGAAGGCGGCAUUGAGAUGAAUGCACAGACAUUUGCUGCAAUAUUUGAAUGUGUACAACGAACUGAUAUAGAGGAAAAGAAUAAAGUUUUGAAUUUUUAUCAAAAGCUUAUGGAUGACAGAGGAAUAUCGUUAAACGACCUGUUGGACAAGUCAAAGUUUCUUUUUGACCAACGCGAAACAGUGCUCGAAGCAAUUAGACUAAUUGAGCCCAACUUCGAACCAAAAUACACACUACCUCCAUUGGAUUAUGAUUGCCCUUUGCUUGACAGAAUUAAAUUGGAUAAAGUAGAUAAUAGGAAAGGACUAUUCACGUCUCCAGCCGAGGGUUUAUUGACUCUGGAUGAAUUAAAAGCUAUAGGGAAAGAGCAAAUACAAAUGGAGAUUGAUAGUGAAAUUGAAGUGGAAAAUAUAGCUUUAAAGGACGACGAAUCAGCUACAUUUAGGGUAUAUCGGGAGCUAUGGAACGAAGCAGAGAAGGAGUGGCGCGAAGUAUUAAAAGAAGCCUUUAUUCGUAAUCUCAGCACGCUCAAGUCUCGUAGUCACGCUUCGCAGUCAGCAAUCACUUUAUACCCGUACUUGAAAGUUCUUGAGGUCGAUGAAUUUGUUGAACUAAUGAUGGGCGAAAUAAUGAAAUUAGUGAGUGGCAGUGAGUCGUACAGUCCUACACUCAAGUUAUUGCAACGAGAUUUGGGUGCACAGGUGUAUAGCAAGUACCAAAUAGACCAAUUCAAGAAGAACGGAGUGCAAAAGAAAAUUGAACAAGUGUACGAGAAGUAUUGCAAGUGGUAUUUGGAGAGGCACCCGCUUGACGACAGCGGACGGCCAUACAACGGUCGACAGGCGUGGCAGUUACUCGUACACCAAAAUAGAGAUGGCGCUAGUUUAGACAUAGAAGAAACUCCAUGGUCUUCGGAAAUUCGACUGAACAUCGGCAAAUUCCUUUACAAUAUCAUUAUAAACGAUGUUAAAAUUGAUGUCAAUUUGUUCAAGCCGAAAGCUAAAGUUAAAAAGCUGCCAGCUGUGUACAAAGUGCAUCGGCCGUGGGGUCGUUUCGUCCGCCUGGAGUUGAAACCCCACCCUAUCCUCACACGACUGUGCGCUGCCACAGCGCGCCCCACUUUGCGUAUGCGCACGUCACUCGCUCCCACCGUAUCGCCACCAGCGCCGUGGCUCACGGCUACCACGCCCGGAGCGUACUUGCUCACGGGGACGCCCCUUAUUAGGAUGCCAGUAUAUGUAAUGACCCAAAUGCAGAGACUGAGGGAAGCGCCGCAAACAGAGCUUUACCCCGUUCUUGACAGCUUGAAUCAACUGGGAGAGGUGCCCUGGGUCAUCAAUGGACCCAUAUUGGACCUUCAGCUUAAAGUCUUUAAAUCGGGAGGUGACAAAAAACUAGACAUUCCAUCUCCAGCCUCAUCUCUUGAACUAUCGGAUAUUGAUUCUUCGGAAGGCGCGAACGAGGCGAGCACAUCCUACAAACGUCGGAUCGCGUUGAACCGCGCACGCGCUGAUAUGCAUUCGUUGUGGUGCGACUCGUUGUACAAGCUAUCGCUUUCAAACCACUACAGGAAUCGAGUCUUCUGGCUGCCACAUAACAUGGAUUUUCGUGGACGUGUUUAUGCAGUUGGACCCCACGUGUCCGCUUUGGGUGCGGAUGCGGCACGCGCCCUACUUGUAAUGGCGCGUAAACGACCUCUCGGUGAACGUGGCUUAUACUGGCUCAAGUUACAUGCCAUAAAUCUCACGGGCACAAAGAAACGAAGCACUAUUGAGGAACGAUUACAAUUCGCGGAUAGCAUAAUAGAUAAGAUAUUGGACUCGGCAGACCAUCCUCUGGACGGUCAGGGCUGGUGGAAAAAGUCAGAAGAGCCUUGGCAGACCCUUGCUUGCUGCAUGGAGAUAGCCAAUGCGAUAAGGUCACCAAAUCCUGCAGAAUAUAUGUGCGGUUUUCCUGUACACCAAGACGGUUCGUGUAAUGGCUUACAGCAUUAUGCGGCGUUGGGUGGAGACUCGGCGGGUGCGGCUGCAGUUAAUCUUGCACCGCUCGACCGACCGCAAGAUGUCUACAGUGAGGUCGCUGCUAUGAUUGAAUCUAUGAGGAUCCGUGAUGCUGAAGCGGGUGUGAAGCCGGCUAUCGUCCUCGACGGGUUUGUGCGACGAAAAGUAAUAAAACAGACUGUCAUGACGACUGUGUACGGAGUUACCAGGUUCGGUGCUCGGCUGCAAAUCGCUAAACAGCUUAAAGAUAUCGACGAAUUCCCAAAGGAGCACGUUUGGGCUUGUUCCUUAUACCUGACUUCGAAGACUUUCGACAGUCUUAAAGCUAUGUUUACUUCAACGAAGCUCAUUCAGGACUGGUUCACCGAUUGUGCUAAGAUGAUAUCAGGAGUGUGUGGCGAGAGUGUCGAGUGGAAAACUCCGUUGGGUCUGCCUGUGUUGCAGCCCUAUUAUCGGCGGAGCAACAGUUCUAAUUUACCGUGUGCGGCGCCUGUCGACCUGAAUCAACGUCCAUGCACAAUGAAGCAACGCAACGCAUUUCCACCGAACUUCAUCCAUUCGCUGGACUCGUCCCACAUGAUGCUGACGGGAUUGUACUGCGAGGCGAACGCCGUCACCUUUGUGUCCGUCCACGACUGUUUCUGGACACAUCCCAACACUGUUGACCAGAUGAACAAGAUAUGUCGGGAACAGUUUGUGGCGCUUCAUUCGCAGCCUAUUUUAGAAAAUCUCUCCGAUUUUAUGGUGAAGAGAUACAGUUACCCAGAGAAAGACCUCAACGACGACUCAGCUCCUGCAGCGAACAGGAAACGCGUAAACUCUCUCCUCAAAAAAGUGCCAGAGAAGGGAGAUUUUGACAUCAAAAGCGUAUCGCGUUCGGUGUAUUUUUUCAGUUAG